CUUGCAGGGCGGGAUCCCAUGGGCUGGAGGCGGAGGACGGGCAGCCUCUCCCGACAAGCAGCCAGCUCUUGCAGCAGACCGAUGGAAGGCAAAUUGUGGAGCGGAAGAAAAAGCAAAGAAAAAAACGAAAAGAGGAAUCCCGCUGUCUGGAUGAUUCUGUACGUUGCUUGAUGAUGGAAAUGCCAUUUGCCAGAGCAGAUAUUGAAGAUGAAUUUAGCAAUAAAAGCGCAGCUAAACCAUAUGUUAAAAAGACGAGAAAGAGAACUACUGGGAGGGAGAGUGAGGAAGACAAUCUAAUAAAGAAGAAAAAGAAAAAUCAAGACAAACCAAAUUACUUCAUCUCAGUUCCAAUCACAAAUCCAAAGAUCACAGACACUAUUCAGCUGCUCCAGGAUAAAAUAAUACAAAAGGAUAACAGGCUUUCUAAAGCAAUGGUUCAUUGUGGUUCUUUGCAUAUCACCCUCUCUGUGCUACAUUUGGCCAGUGAAGAAGCAGUUGACAAUGCAGUUGGUGCUUUCAUGGCGAGUAAAGAUUUAAUUCAAGAACUACUGCAAGGAAAGCCAUUGGAUCUGUCUUUUCAAGGAACCGAUCACUUUAGACAUCAGGUUGCAUUUGUGAAGUUGACUGACAGUGAUCAUGCAACCACUCUUUUCAAGAUAGCAGAUAUUGUGAGGAAGAUGUUUAAAGAAAAGGGCAUCGUCACAGGAGAAGAUAAAGCUUUUAAGCCUCACUUGACUUUCAUGAAGCUGUCAAAAUCGCCAAAACUACGAAAACAGGGAGUGAAAAGAAUUGAUCCAACCUUAUUUGAGAAUUUCAAGAGCCAUCAUUUUGGAGAUGAAUCCAUGAAGCGUCUAGAUCUUUGUGCAAUGUUGAAAAAGAAGCAACCUAAUGGCUACUAUCACUGUGAGUCCUCUAUCACAGUAGGUGAAAAGAAAGGGGCAGAGCCAGAUGAUGCGGAAUUGCUGAGCCUCAGCAAAAGGCUGGUGGAGAAUGCAGUCCUCAAGGCGGUGCAGCAGUACCUAGAAGAAACCCAAAACAAAAACAGACUGACAGAUUUUGAAAGCCCAGUGAAAACUGAGGAGGCAGCCAUUGGCAAUAGCAAGGAAAGUGAGAAUGACAAUAGAAAAUGAGUGCUUUGAAGGAGGCCAAGAUCAGCUCUGCUGAGCUAUCUUGGCUGACAUGAGUUGUGAUUUGUGAUUGUCUGUUAUCAGGCACCUCAUUUGAACAGAGGGUUGCUAAUUUACAGAGCUUCAUGAUAACAAAUAUGAAGGCUGCUAAGAAUAAAAAAAAAAACUACUGAAUGCUGGGAAAGAAGGCAAGACAGAGGGGGCCAGAAGGAUGGAGAGAUCUGACUACUAAAGUGCCAGCUUCGUUGUGUUCUCAGCUACAGGAAAAAAAUGAAUCUCUACUCUUUCUUUGUGUGCCCCGUGGAUACAAAACAAGGCCAAGGGA
Molecule: messenger RNA, 1452 nt
Organism: Lacerta agilis (Sand lizard)
Lineage: Eukaryota; Metazoa; Chordata; Lepidosauria; Squamata; Lacertidae
Gene: AKAP7
Product: A-kinase anchoring protein 7
Exons: 8
Coding region: 171-1130 (319 amino acids)
Cellular component (GO): cytosol
Molecular function (GO): protein kinase A regulatory subunit binding
Source: RefSeq, a predicted model, not a curated record